AUGGACGUAGAGUAUUUUGGCUCGGAAUCCAUUGAGUUUCCAGGAGAUAGAGAGCAAUUGUGGAGGGAUUUGAUGUUGCAAGCUGAUUCCAUGACUGAGCCAUGGAUAAUUAGUGGUGACUUCAACUGUGUGCUAAACAAGGAUGAAAGAUUGGGUGCUCUUGUUAGAGAUGGUGAGAUGGAGGUGUUUAGAAGAUGUGUUACUCAUUGUGGGCUAGAAGAUAUAAAAUCAAAUGGAUGUUACUACACUUGGAACAACAAGCAACAAGGUAGUGACAAAGUUUUUUCAAAGUUGGACAGUAUGAUGGGGAAUGAGAAAUGGAGGGAUAAGUUCAGUACUGCAGAGGCCAUGUUUAUGAAUGAAGGCUUAUUUAACCACACCCCUAUACUGAUUAGGGUUCAUGAGGGAGUUAGCAAUAUAAAAACUCCUUUCAAAUACUUUCACAUGUGGAGUAUGGGAGAAGACUUUCUGAGUAAGAUCCAUAAUAGUUGGAGUGUUCAUGUCAGAGGGUGUGCCAUGUUCAAAUUCACUCACAAACUGAAACAGAUGAAAAAAAUGCUAAAGGAGAUGAAUAAGCAAGGAUUUUCUCAGAUACGUAUUGAAGAUACAAAAGCUAGUUUUGCCUUGCACGAAGCACAAAAGAAUUUUCAUUUGGGUUCUACCAGCAUUCAAGCUAGAGAAAGAGAACAACUUGCUGCAAAGGAGUAUCAAAGGGUUCAUACUAAGUAUGUCUCUUUUCUGCAGCAAAAGAGUAAACUAGCAUGGAUUAAAUCAGGUGAUGAGAACUCAAAGGUGUUUCACUCUGCCAUAAAAGCUAGAAGGCUUCAAAUUACUAUAUAUGGUGUAGCUGACAUGGAGGGUAGAUGGGUGGAAGGCAAUGAGGAGAAUGCAAUCUUGUCUAUUCUUGGUGAUAAAUCACCAUGCGCUGAUGGUUUUGGUUCAGCAUUUUACAAGGAUGCCUGGAGUGUCGUAGGUGAAGAAUGCACAAAAGCUGUCUUGGACUUUUUUCAAUCAAGAAAGAUACUGAAAGAAAUAGACCACACAAUACUGGCCUUGAUUCCAAAGGUCAAAUACCCAGGCUUUGAACAUUCCUUCCAGGUUUGUGGAGAUGAUUAUGGAAUGUGUGAAAACUCCAAGCUUCUCUUUGAUGAUCAAUGGGGCUAUGGUGGGCUUUUUCAAAGGGAAGAAGGGUCUUAA
Molecule: messenger RNA, 1197 nt
Organism: Beta vulgaris subsp. vulgaris (sugar beet)
Lineage: Eukaryota; Viridiplantae; Streptophyta; Magnoliopsida; Caryophyllales; Amaranthaceae
Exons: 4
Coding region: 1-1197 (398 amino acids)
Source: RefSeq, a predicted model, not a curated record